This is a messenger RNA of Pongo pygmaeus (Bornean orangutan), 645 nucleotides long. RefSeq names its product zinc finger protein 844-like. NCBI's taxonomy places the organism in Eukaryota, Metazoa, Chordata, Mammalia, Primates, Hominidae. The record is from RefSeq and is a predicted model, not a curated record. The coding region runs from base 1 to 645 and encodes 214 amino acids. The transcript is spliced from 3 exons.
AUGGACUCAAGCUCCAGGCCCGUGCCAGUGGACCUAGGUGUCAGGCCCAUCCAGUGUUCAGCCAUCUCCUAUAGACUCAGGUUCAAGGCCUACCCCAGCACCAGGAGAAGUCCUAUGAAUGCAAUGACUGUGGCAAGGCAUUCAGUCACAGCUUGUCCUUCACCAAACAUCAGCGAAUCCACACUGGGGAGAAGCCCUACGAAUGCAACCAGUGUGGCAGAACCUUCAGCCAGCUUGCUCCCCUCAUUCAGCAUCAGAGGAUCCACACAGGAGAGAAACCCUAUGAAUGUAACCAGUGUGGCAGAGCCUUCAGCCAGAGCUCCCUUCUCAUCGAACACCAGAGGAUUCACACCAAGGAAAAGCCCUAUCAGUGCAAUGAGUGUGGGAAGUCCUUCAGCCACAGCUCCUUGCUCAGCCAGCACGAAAGGACGCACACUGGGAAAAAGUCCCAUGAGUGUCACGAUUGCGGAAAGUCCUUUAGGCAGAGCACCCACCUCACUCAGCACCAGAGGAUCCACACAGGAGAGAAGCCAUAUCUCAUCCUUUUCUAGAUUUGACCCAAUCAUACACAUGAGAAAUGUAUAUUCAUACACAAGCCUUUUCACACAGCACUCCCCUCAGACACCUUCAGAGAGUUCACACUGA